AUGGCUUGGCUUCCAGCAGCAGCAGCUCUGCUGUACAUCAUCCUUUCUCCUUUCAUCUACGUGAUAUCCUGGGGUUUUGACCUGCUUCAUCUACUGAUUACGCCAUUUGUGAAGCUGGGACUUGUUAUAUUUCACACAACUCUUUUCCCCUUCAAAAUACUUGCUAAAUUUGAGGCUCUCUUUAUAUUCCUGGCAGUCGCUCUACUGAUCGGCGCAACGCUGGGGCUCGUGCUAUAUGUCAUUUGCACUUCCCUCGUGGAUUUUUUGCUAUAUUCCUUGGGAUUCAGUAGUGGUCCACACCAAAUAGACCACCAGCCAAGAGCCAAGGGUCAACUGCAUUAUUCAGCCAAAGAACUGAAGAAAGAACCUUCACUCGGCGAUGAUAACUCGUUCAAUGACUAUUUUGAAGGCUGGAACGGUGGCAAGGAGAUGAAACCACUCCGUGAUGGUGAACCUUUGUUCUCCUCUACUAUUCUGGAGGAGGACGAAUACAGCCAAAGUCAGGAAUCUGGCGCGUGA
Molecule: messenger RNA, 519 nt
Organism: Aspergillus wentii DTO 134E9
Lineage: Eukaryota; Fungi; Ascomycota; Eurotiomycetes; Eurotiales; Aspergillaceae
Exons: 2
Coding region: 1-519 (172 amino acids)
Source: RefSeq, a predicted model, not a curated record